Nannizzia gypsea CBS 118893 is the source of this 1368-nucleotide messenger RNA. RefSeq names its product bad response to refrigeration protein 6. Gene Ontology annotation, cellular component: nuclear membrane; nuclear envelope. Gene Ontology annotation, biological process: lipid homeostasis; nuclear envelope organization. Bases 1 to 1368 code for a protein of 455 amino acids. The transcript is spliced from 3 exons. The record is from RefSeq and is a predicted model, not a curated record. NCBI's taxonomy places the organism in Eukaryota, Fungi, Ascomycota, Eurotiomycetes, Onygenales, Arthrodermataceae.
AUGCAGAACCGCUCCAACGAAGCUCCUAUGGACUUUGAGUGGCAGACAAGAGCUCCAGGCGAUGCCACCUCGCCCUUCUACCAGCUCGCCCUCAAGAACGAUCAAACAAAUUCCCGCCGGACGUUUGCGUCUCCUAUCAAACCACAGACUCCCGCACCACGAGAGCCGUUAGCCCAAUCGAACAACCCCGCACAGCCCUCAUUCGCAAAUGUCAAUCUCACCCGUGGCUCAUCCUUUACCACCCCUCGGAAACUAGAUGUGGACGCCUCCUCGGGAGCGGAAAACCUGUCGUCGCCAGAACAUGCGGACAAUGAUGAGACCCCUGAACGGCCCUCGAAGGCCACACGACGCAAUUCGCUCUUCAAUCUCUAUGGUAUAUACGCACCGGCUGCCCCUAGUUCAGGGCGUGGAGAGGUACCGCGCUCAAACAAGUUCUCUCAUUCCCUCGUGAAAAAGGUUCAGAAGCGGAGGAAACGAGAUCGGGAACUCAGACAUCUUCGCCAUGCCAGCGAGGACAGCAGUGAUGACCGGCCGAGCAGCCGUGAGCUAGGCCGAAAGCCAGAAAAAACAGAAAAAACAGAAAAAAUACAACCAAACAACCAAAUUGAAAACACAAGCCACAUACCUUACCUCUCACGCCUCUUUACGUUCCUCGAAACUCACCCGCAUAUUCCUCGAAUACUUUCAUACUACGCCCAAUUCACAUUUAAUUUGAUAAUUGCCUUUCUGAUUUUAUACGUUAUUGUUGCCUUCUUGCUUGCCAUUAAACACGACGUUGAGAUCGCUAGUGAAAGCCAGUCCGCAGAUAUUCUUGCGGAGAUAGCCACAUGCACGAAAAAUUACGUCGAGAAUCGCUGUGGUGACCCCGAUGGGAGAAGACUACCUGCACUGGAAACAGUUUGCGACAACUGGGAGAGGUGUAUGCAUAGAGACCCUGCAAAAGUCGGCCGAGCAAGGGUAUCCGCACAGACCCUUGCGGAGAUAUUCAACGGCUUUAUCGAACCAAUUAGUUUCAAGGCAAUGUUCUUUUUCAUGUCCUCAAUAGCGACUUGCGUUGCUGUUUCCAACCUCACGUUUUCGUUCUUCCGCAAUAAAUCGAAUAACCCGCCUUCGAUGCCGCCUGGUUAUACAGGAUACAACCCACCACCUCAGAUGCCCUCCCAACAGACCCAUGCGGGCUACACAUCAGGUCAUACACGAGUAGAAACAGACAAUCCUUUUUUCAAUCAUACCCCUCACCAGAAUGUUUUCAGAUUUGACCAGGGACCAGAAAGUCGAUCUCAGAGGCAGCUAGAAAUAGGGCCGUCCUAUGCUUCCCAGGAUCAUCUGCGGACCCCAAGUCCGGUGAAACAGAGGAAAUUUAUGUGA